GUUUCUGGUUGGCCUAUACCCCCGAGAUACUCCCGGCGUUGUCCGUUCACAUGCCGCACCAGCCCGUGAGGCUAGCUAUGCACCCACACCUCGGCCGUGUUACACACUGCCAUGGCGAGCCAGCUACAGUACCGCAAGACAGAUAGACAGUCGUCACUGCACGCCAGACCCGGUGCAAUGCAUGCCGCCGAUAUGGUGCAUUUGCGCCAUUUGAACCGCAGCAUACCGUUCUACAUGCUCUUGAGUGACACACCAAGUCGGCGCGACGAGGAUGACGGCGAUGCUGCGAGCGGAAUAGAUCUUAAGUGUGCUGCACAGGCGGAGGUGAUGGAGUUAGGGAUUCUUCAAGCGGCGUGGGAGCGUGAGGAGCUGCUGCACGUGCGUCCUGUGGACCGUGCUUGUAGGGGGCUUUCCUGGACACCAGCCUGGUAA
This is a messenger RNA of Ectocarpus sp. CCAP 1310/34, 432 nucleotides long. The record is from the annotation of a GenBank genome assembly. NCBI's taxonomy places the organism in Eukaryota, Phaeophyceae, Ectocarpales, Ectocarpaceae.